Cantharellus anzutake is the source of this 672-nucleotide messenger RNA. RefSeq lists its product as uncharacterized. Lineage: Eukaryota; Fungi; Basidiomycota; Agaricomycetes; Cantharellales; Hydnaceae. The record is from RefSeq and is a predicted model, not a curated record. Bases 1 to 672 code for a protein of 223 amino acids. The transcript has 4 exons.
AUGAACAUUAGCGAAGGGCGUGUCCUGAAGCGCCGAGAUCUCUAUGACUUUGACUUCAGCCCUCUAGAAGGGCGUCGUGUCCCGAGAGGCGACGCUGUGACGAAUGUCCUGAAUACAAAGGUCGAUGGUCCUACGGUCCUGAUCGGGCCUCUCGGCUCCUGUCAACGGAAGAACAAUGCUGGCGCCAUGAAAUGCACACAUGAGUCGUGGGACGCCCAAUAUGACUAUUCCUUUCUUCCUGAUAAUGCUCCCAAAUCGGCUUUGCCCACCACAGUCCCAAAUACCUCGCCCCAGUUUUUCUUCACGUCCCUCCUCUUUUCGCUGCUUUUCUUCAUUUUUUCUGCGCUCACUUUGCUCUCCGAGAUCCUUCCAAAUGCCCCUGGUUCUCUGUCCAAACUCAAUGCGAAUCAGAUGGCUUCAAAAGCCGUAGCAUCCCUGGGCACUCUCGGGUUCAUCAUUGGCCUCAUGUCAACACUCGUUUGGCGGAUAUCUCUCGGACGUGACGUGGAGGAGUUCAAUGCACGUAUCGCUGAGGCGAACGGCAAUCCUCAGUUGGUCGCUGGCUUGUCAAAUGGCUUUACGAUGAUGUGGGUGGCAUUCGCUUUCCAAGGGCCCAUGCUCGUCUGUGCACUAUUCAAGCUCCAUGUCCAGGCUAUUGCAGCGAAAGCUUGA